UGGCUGUUGGCUGGUCUACCAACCACCAAGCGGGAAAACCCGCUGAAUCCUUAAGCUAUCCUUCCAGCAGCUGCUGCGCUCUAUUAUCUAUAGUUACACAACGGACAUGAGCCCCGUGUGCCAGCCACAAAUCCGUACCUGCGCACGUACGACCAACAGCUGUCUCAGCACCGGGGAUUUAACGAGAGUUGGCUUGGGCGCUGAUGAAACCGGAGCUGCUGUUUGAGUUGAGUUAUGUUUACAUCUGACAACCAGGGAUAUAUCCAUCCAACCGAGAGACGGAAUGAUUCAAACAUCCCCAUUGGAUGCCAUCAGCAUUGUUUCACCCAUCACUGGAGGAGAAGGGCUACACAGGCAUCACGCUCGAUUUCCGCACCCUUUCAAUGGGAAACGGCCACCUCCGUGGACCACGGCCCGGCCCAUUCCAUGACAGGCCAAGGUCAGUGGAAUGGGUUCAAUUGCGACAGUUGGCCCCCCGCGAGGAUCUCGCUUGCGGGAUGGUACCAACGUUGGGGCUGGGUGAGGGAUCCUAUGGAGGGUUUCUUCCCCAACGCAGGAAGUGGCAGUGUUGAUGCAGAGGUACUUACUUGUUCAAUUUCGCUAGCGGACUUCUUUCGGGGUCUGUCGACGACAGGAUGUGUUUCUUUUGGUCCACGUACAUUGGUCACCUCUGUAUCUCCUGGUACACGCUUGGAACUCACGGGGAAUGCCUUCCCCUACGUAGAUCUCCUUGUGAUUUAUUCUCUCAACAGUGGUUCAGCGCGCUGACAGAAUCUUUUCGAAGGUCGCAUGUUUCGAUCUGUGGCCAAGAACUGGUCUCAUGAUUUCGAGGCGCGAUUGAAAGUGUGUUCCAGCUUACUAAACAGCUCAACUCGA
Messenger RNA from Aspergillus aculeatinus CBS 121060, 876 nucleotides. RefSeq lists its product as uncharacterized. Lineage: Eukaryota; Fungi; Ascomycota; Eurotiomycetes; Eurotiales; Aspergillaceae. The record is from RefSeq and is a predicted model, not a curated record. The transcript is spliced from 2 exons. Bases 235 to 768 code for a protein of 177 amino acids.